GCUUCAGCAAAACGUGAGUACCUCGUCACCUCAUCUCACCUUACCUACAACCCUCACAUCUCCGCCUUUCACCUCAAACCACCCUCCCAAAAUGUCCCUCUGCAAAUCCUGCCACCAACCCUUAAUCCUCCAAUUCGAGCCCGACUCAGAAGACGAGUCCCUCGCCCCCCCUGCAGACCAACCCCCCAUCCCCGACGACCUCCACCUCCCUUGCCAAUGCCACUUCCACUGGCAAUGCCUCCUCGACCUCUCCUCGACCGUCGCCCUCACCCUCAGCUGCCCCUCCUGCACCACCUACCUCCCCUCCAACCCCCCCACCGGAUCUGGUUCCGCCUCAGGCUCCUCCACCAACCCCUUCCUCCCCACCUCCCAAGCCGCCCAAAUCCUCACAACCUACACCAACGAAGGCGGCGUCCAAGAACACCUCAACAUCCUCCCCCACCUAACCGAAGAAGCCUACCUCUCCGCCAACCCCCAGUUCCGCCCCGCCAAAGCCCUCCACACCCUCACCAGCGAGGGGGACACGGCCGGCAUUCUUGAGUUGUUGGCUGAUGUCGACGCUGACGAGGACAUCACCCUUUCUCUGCCUCAGCUUCUCUGCUGGCAGGACCUUUUGAACGAGUCCAAGACUGCGAUGCACCUCGCUCUUGAGAACGAGCAGGAGGAGGUGUUUUGGCUGCUUUUGUGGCUCGAGAGCGGGGUUCACACUUCUGUUUUUCCAGAGCAGGUGGUGCAGAGUUGUGAGGGUGUGGGCCUGCCGAGACGGGGGACCGUUCCCCAGGAGGAGGAUGUCAGGUUUAUCAAGGAUGGGAAGGGGAGGACGGCGGGGGAUUUGUGCCGGGAGUUGGGGGGCGCGUGGGGGAGUUAUGCGGAGAUGUUGGGGAUGAUUUGA
Messenger RNA from Podospora pseudocomata, 892 nucleotides. RefSeq lists its product as uncharacterized. Bases 92 to 892 code for a protein of 266 amino acids. The transcript is spliced from 2 exons. The record is from RefSeq and is a predicted model, not a curated record. NCBI's taxonomy places the organism in Eukaryota, Fungi, Ascomycota, Sordariomycetes, Sordariales, Podosporaceae.